CAGACUUUUGCAGCUGCUGAUUCAUUAGUCCUUGCUGAAAACCACGAGUAAGUAUUUUAUUUCUUACAUCACGAAUCCUUUUUCAGCGCACUACUUCAUCAUUCCCUAGCUCAUUGUUUCGAAAAAACGGCAAGUUGUGUAGGCAAUUUAGUAUUUUCCGUCGAAUAUCAACCAAGCGAUUUUCACUUUUAGGAACUGGCCAAGGAGUAAAGGUAAGUACUAUUUCUGUAGCUAUAAAAAUCGGAAGACAAACACCGCUAUGCCGCCCAGGAAAAUGUUGUGUAGCUUUAAAGUGCUUCCGAACUCCGGGUCAUAGAUCCGUUUCACUCGCGAGGAAACAGAGGCGACUUCGUAGCCCUCCCAACUGGAGGUGAUAAGAACGCCGCAGCGGUUUCUACCCGCGCAGCUCAGAACUUUUUCUACCGGGACAGUGUCGGAGAGCAGGAUAAAUAAAAGAAGCGGGAAAAUUUUAUUGUGUGACUACGCCUUUCUUCAAGUUUAGCACACCGGAUCUAUCAUCCGAAGGCAAUUUUUGUGUACAACACAGUAGCCGCGCUCUCCUUCCUGUACGUGAUUAGUGGAAGAAGAUCCACCAAUAAAAGACCACAAACGCCCACAACAUGGAUUCCUACGUGAAUCGUCUCACGACGAUCUUCUACACCUUCGUCACGGCCUUCGGGUUCGCCUCAAUACUAAACCACUUCUCGGCCUACGUCUGCUUCUACCCGAAACCCACCGGGAUAAUAUCAAACGUAAGAGAUUUCAAAUUUUCUUGUUUUGCGUGCAUUUGAUUGAAAAGAAAUCCGAAUAGGAUUUUGGUAGCGUUAUCAGCAUUUUUGCAAAUAAUCUUCUUGCGUAUCUACUAAACACGUUGCAAAUAAUCAUAGGGAAAAAUUGUAUCGGCACAAAGAAAAACUCUUUCACAGAUCGUCCUCCAUGACUUCACCGUCAACAGCUUUCUGGGCCAGGAGCAAGCAAAUCUGAGCUUUGAUUUCGAGGCGGAUCUGAUAUCACCAGAAAAAAGUGUUACAGUUACACAUUUGUUGGAGUUUCUGCAUCACAAAUUUUCUCUGUGCGGCACAGAAAACUUGUAAUGCGAAGAUCAUAAGGGAAAACAGGAAGGAAACGAGGCCCCCAAGCAUUUCCCGCAUGAGAAAGGUUGUCUGGGUUGCCGGUCUUGCGACACAAUGUGUAACUGUAACACUUUUUUCUUGCGAUAUCUGACCAGCGAAUUCCACUGGAACCAGAAGCAGCUAUUUCUCUAUGUAUAAAAGCAUUUUCAUUCUCUAGCUUUCUUUUGCAUGACAACUGUGCUAUCUGAUGUGGUGUGCUGCAUGACAAAAAAUUCGUUUGAUGCUCUUCCACAUGACAAAUUUGCGUGUACAGGUCCUGGUGAAAUACGAGACGGAAACGAGCCACCUGAACGAAGUGAUUAUCUGGGAUGAGAUACUCCGGGACAAGGAGGAGGCAAAAUUCAGCCUCCAAGGCCUGGAGGCGAAAUACCCGCUGCGCGACCAGUUCAAGGAGCUCAAGAAAAAGCAAGCGAAGCUGGUGGUGCGAUAUAGAAGGAUGCCCAUCAUAGGUAAAGAUGAGUUUUCUAUGUAGUUUUUCUGUGACAAGUUUGAAAAAGAAAACACAUGAAGGUUUUGCAUGAAAAAUUUCACUUUUUUAGAACAUACACUUUGUUCUUUUUGUUAUGCAGAAACAAUAUAGCAGGAAACCCCCUUUGUUGUGAUGCGGAAAGAACAACCACGACAGAAAAUAUACAAACAGGUAUGAUGGACGAGUCGGAUUUUAUCGAGAGCGAGCCGCUCGAGAUGCCCGACCGAUACUUCCGGAAAUAACGGGCGACGGGCACAGUAUCAUCGGAUUAUUAUAAGCAUCAAGCGACCCCCGCCUUGCGGCAUACGCAUUAGCGACGAGCGACAUUUUUUUAGUUGACAUUGUAUGACCUUGAUCGCGCAACAGUACAGAUAAAAAUUCUGCGUGGAUGUACUUUGUUUUUGCUACGACCGGCCCCGUCGUAGCCCGACGGGGUACAGGUAAAUGAACCGAAAUCCACUUCGCAUCAUAUCUGAAGCGCUUCGAAGAAAUAACUCCGACUAAAAU
Amoebophrya sp. A120 is the source of this 2109-nucleotide messenger RNA. Lineage: Eukaryota; Dinophyceae; Syndiniales; Amoebophryaceae. The record is from the annotation of a GenBank genome assembly.